AAUUCAACAGAGGUCCAGCCAGUUGGUUCUUGUAUUCUCACAUUUAGUGAAAUGGUGAUAAGCUGAGUGCACUCAAUAUAAGUGAUUGUAGUAUAGAGACAUCUGUGUCUGGACGGUCCAGUCACUGGUUAAUCAGUAUGCCUUGCUACCAUUACACCAUAAAGACAAAAGAACACUCCAGGCAGCCCAGAGGAAAGGUUAUUGAAACGUUGAAGUCAGAGGAUGCAUACAACAAAAGUUCCAAAGUACUAAAUAUCCCCCUGAGUUCUAUUAAAUCUGGCACCAAGAACCGGAGGAAUAUGGCACAUUUGUAAAUGUGCCUAGAUCAGGCCGUCCUCACAAACUGAGUAACCGUGCAAGAAGGAGACUAGUGAGAGAGGCCACCAAGACACCUGUGACUAGUCUGAAGGAGUUACAAGCUUCAACAGCUGAGAUGGGAGAGGCUACAUAAAUCCAAAUAAUAUUGACAGAUUGAUUUAUAAAAUCAAUAAAAGGAUGAAACAUCCAAGGUGGUGAAUACUUUUUUAUAGGCACUGUAUUCUUUGAUUAUUAUAUUCCAUCUUGGCCACGUUAUUUACAUUCAGAAUAUUCAUCUUAAUCAUUGAAAGUAAUUGCAGACGUAGCCCUAUAUUUAAUGCUCACCUAUAAUAACUGUAUCUUGAGGCCCACUGGAACACAAAGCCCCAGGCAAUUGCCCACCUUUGCCUGAUGGUAAACCACCUAUGAGGAUACAGCAAGAUGGGAUAGACUUAGUGUCUCCAUUGUUAUUUGUCUUGGUGGCUAAGUGAUGCACACAUUGCUCUUUAAAUACAAACAACAGAAACAAGCACAAAGCACAUGAUAAGGAGAAGCAGCAGUGCACAUAUCAACAUGAAACACAACUUAAAGAGAGAUGAAUCAUAAGAUCAUAGUUUCAACUUUUUACUCAUAUUUAUGACUUAUAACCCCCAAGUUUUAGGCCUUUUUUAAACCUUUGUUCCUCAUUUUAUAAUCUACAUAUUUAGACUUUUCCCAUACUUUUGUCAUUGUAUCCUUUUAUAAUAAGCUUGAAUUCAAAAGUCACAAUUAUGACUUUUUUUCCUCUUUUAUCCUGCCGUAAUAAUAUAAGAAAUGUGACUUUUCCUCACAUUUUUAAUUAACAUUAUAUGCGUUUAACAUGAUGGCUCUGUGUUUCUUCAACGUCGACAACGGACUUCAGAUGCGGAAGCAGGCGACCUUUUAAAAAAAAAGGGAGUUUUUUUCUGAUGUCAGUACACCCACUGAACCUGCUGUGUAUCAGGUAUGUGGCUGUAGUCCACCAUCUAGUGGUAAAUCCACCGGACUCCAUUAUUUCCCCCUACAUCAGACUUCUGUUUCAAGUGAACAGACCUGUUGCAUUUAUUCCUGAUAUCUGCUCAGGUAAAGCCGGUGAUGAUUCAAUUAACUCUUAAGAUGAAGUUUGAGAGACAUCAGCCAUUCAUAGUGACCUACUUCAAGUGAGUCAUAUCUCCGCAGCCAACCAUGGAAUAUGAUUGGGAUUAUUUCCAUGCCUGCUCGCUUCAGUCCCCAUGCCUGUUUACGUUCAUGUGAGCUACACUCCGCUGGCUGACAGCCACCCCGCGGUAUUUAUAGUCAAACAGCGGCAACCAGCACCCAAGGAAUCCUCGCGAAAUCCUCCUCAAACCUCUAAACUUGGACUGAGUGAGAGGCAGAGAGGAGGGCUGGUUUUAGGAUCCACACCUGAACGAGACUCGCUGACGAUGAAGGAGCGCGUGGCACCUCAAGCAUUAUGGUGAAACCCUCCACUCCAGUCUUCUGUAGAGAUGCACCGCAGUUCAGACCAGUCCCUCACUCGCUCCCUCACACCAAACCUCCACUUUCCAUCCAGCUAUGGUCCAGGAGGACAGGCCCAUGUCCAGUCUUCCCUGUCCCUCCCCGAGCCUGAGGCCUGGAGGAAGCCCAGCCCUGCUGCCCGUCAUGGCCUGGCCCAAGGAGCCCGCUCGUGCUCCCUGCAGGUCCCUCAAGCCACCCCAGAAUACCUGGGGCUGCCUCCUCGAGCAGCCAGCGUUGACGUCCCGUGUUGUCAGGAUGAGUUCUCGUCAGAUCAGGGUUCAGGGUCUCUGAGCCCACAUGGCAUGCUGCGGAGGAGAGGGGGGCUCGUGGAGCAGAAGGAUAUCAUCAUGGCUCACCAGGCUCACAAAAUCCAGAGCACACCGCAGGCCCGCAGGAAGGAGUGGGAAAUGGCUCGCUUUGGAGACGAGUCCGCUCCCACCACAGUGGACUCCGGGGAUGGGGACGUGGAGCGCGGCGGGGACGCACAGGACCCGGCGGCGGCAGCAAUGACUGCCUCCAUGAAACAAGCCAAGGCGCAGCGGGCCCGGACCAUGGCUCUGUACAACCCCGUCCCCCACCAGCAGAACUGCCUCACCGUCAACAGGUCGCUGUUCAUCUUCGCAGAGGACAACAUCAUUAGGAAAUACGCACGGAGAAUCAUCGAGUGGCCACCUUUCGAGUACAUGAUCCUGGCUACCAUCACCGCCAACUGUGUCGUCCUGGCCUUGGAGCAGCACCUCCCUGGAGAGGAUAAAACCCCCAUGGCAAAGAGACUGGAGAAGACGGAGCCUUACUUCAUUGGGAUCUUCUGCUUCGAGGCGGGGAUCAAGCUGGUGGCUCUUGGUUUUGUUUUCCAUAAAGGCUCGUACCUGAGGAACGGCUGGAACGUCAUGGACUUUAUAGUCGUUCUUAGCGGGAUCCUCGCCACUGCAGGCGCCCACAUGAACAUCCCAGUCGACCUUCGGACCCUGAGGGCUGUGCGAGUGCUGAGACCGCUCAAACUCGUCUCUGGGAUCCCCAGCCUGCAGAUUGUGCUGAAGUCCAUCAUGAAGGCCAUGAUCCCGCUUCUCCAGAUCGGCCUCCUCUUGUUCUUCGCCAUCCUCAUGUUCGCCAUCAUCGGUCUAGAGUUCUACAGCGGGAAGCUUCACCACACCUGCCUGCCAUCUGUCGACAUCCUCGACAAUGAGACUGUGGACUCAUCAGAGCUGGCGUUUGCCUGCGGCGUGAGAAAGUGUCCUAUGGGUUACGACUGCAAUGACACCUGGAUCGGACCUAAUGAUGGCAUCACGCAGUUCGACAACAUCCUGUUUGCUGUACUCACCGUCUUCCAAUGUAUAACCAUGGAGGGCUGGACGGCUGUUCUCUAUAAUACCAACGAUGCCUUGGGUCCCACAUGGAACUGGAUUUACUUCAUCCCCCUCAUCAUUAUCGGCUCGUUCUUUGUGCUGAACCUGGUUCUUGGUGUGUUGUCUGGAGAGUUUGCCAAAGAGAGGGAGCGGGUGGAGAACAGGCGAGCCUUUAUGAAGCUCCGUCGCCAGCAGCAGGUGGAGCGAGAACUUAAUGGCUACAGAGCCUGGAUAGACAGGGCAGAGGAGGUGAUGCUGGCAGAGGAGAACAAGAAUUCAGGUAGAUCGGCGUUAGAUGUGCUGAAGAGAGCGAGUAAGAAGACAGGUGCGCGGAGAGGAGCUCCAGGGGACGAAAAGUUCACAGACACAUCUACUGCCAGUAUGUCACGAUCCAGGAUGAACUUCCGCAGUGGCCGGCGUGGUCCAGCUGCUUACCUGCGGCGUAAAGAGCGAAUGUUACGGAUCUCCAUCCGCCGCAUGGUGAAGACAGACACUUUCUAUCUGAUGGUGCUCAGUCUCGUGGCUCUCAACACCAUCUGUGUGGCAAUCGUCCACCACAACCAGCCUGACUGGCUGACCAUCUUCCUCUACUAUGCAGAGUUUGUUUUCCUGGGGCUGUUUUUGGCUGAGAUGUUUCUGAAAAUGUACGGUCUGGGUUUUCGGCUCUACUUUCACUCAUCUUUCAACUGUUUCGACUGUGGGGUUAUUGUUGGCAGCAUCUUUGAGGUGGUUUGGGGUUUCUUCAGGCCUGGCACAUCCUUUGGGAUCAGCGUACUGCGAGCCCUGAGACUCCUGAGGAUUUUCAAGAUCACAAAAUACUGGGCUUCCCUCAGGAACCUGGUUGUGUCCCUCAUGAGCUCCAUGAAGUCCAUCAUCAGCCUGCUGUUCCUGCUCUUUCUCUUCAUUGUGGUGUUCGCUCUGCUGGGGAUGCAGCUUUUUGGAGGAAGGUUCAUCUUUGAAGAUUACACUCCCACCAACUUUGACACAUUUCCAGCUGCCAUCAUGACAGUGUUUCAGAUUUUGACUGGUGAAGACUGGAAUGAGGUGAUGUAUAACGGGAUUCGAUCACAGGGUGGAGUACAGUAUGGCAUGUGGUCAUCCAUCUACUUCAUAGUCCUCACCUUGUUUGGAAACUACACUCUUCUGAACGUCUUCUUGGCCAUCGCUGUGGAUAACCUCGCCAACGCACAGGAACUGACAAAGGAUGAAGAGGAGGAAGAGGAGUUUUUCAACCAGAGAUAUGCUAGAGGAAGAGAUGGCCUGAUUUCUGAUGGGAGGAGAAGACCCUACCUAUACAGGAAACGUGCCAUCCACCGAGGACGGCCAAACUUCCCAGAAGAGCCCGAUGGUGCGCCAGGAGCUGCAGAUGAACAGCCGCUCAAUGGUGCCAAACCUUUCUCCAACCGUCGCGAGAGGAGGAGGAAGGUCAAUAUGUCGGUGUGGGAGCAGAGAGCCAACCAGCUCCGCAAGCGUCGCCAGAUGGCAAGCAGAGAGGAGCUGUUUGGAAGCCCAACAGAGGAUACAAUCGAAACCCCCACUAUCCCCCAUCACACCACUGCCAUCUCCCCAGAGGCAAGCCCGGCUCACCUACCUGAAUCCCCCAUGUCUGUGGGGAUGCCCCUUCCUGAGCCCCCCAUGUCCAUCUCAAUCCCCAUGCCCGAGCCCCCAGCAGCUGAACCCCUGGUCAACCUGAACGAGGAGAAAACAGGAGGAGGAAACCACCGGGUUGCAGGUGGGGGCAGGCACAGGAUGGCCCGCAAGUUCAGACCCAGUCAGGGGCCAGACGAAGGAGCGAGACACAGACGCCACCGUCAUAGAGAAGCACGCACAGAAGCAAAAAGUCUGGACUGUUCUCAAACGCCACACGAGGUGCUACAUGUGAGACGGUCACUCAGCCAGGAGAGAAAGACUCUGGAUGAGAGGGAGGAGAAGGAGGAGAGGGACGAGGUGGACGGAGGAACAGUCCAAGACGACUGCGGGACAACCAUCAUCAACCCGUAUGCAGAAGUUGGAGAAGACUGUAGAAGAUCUACCUUGCCUGGUGCCAACAUCCCUGACCCCCCUCAGUGUGAGCAGCUGAUGGACUGUUCCUGGUCCGAACAGGGUGAGGGUAGACACUCAGACCAGUACCAGGGCCAAAACAUGCCUGUGGAAUCGGCCUUAGAAGCCACAGAGUACACUGUGAGGACCAUCGAGUCAGAGAGCCGCUCCACCUCCCUCAAACGUAACAAGUCCAACCUGGAGGGAAGCAUCGCCAUUGAAAUGUCUGCACAGCCUCUGCUGGAGCUGACACCCAUGACAGUGAACAAUAAAGAGUUGGAGGCAUACAGCUCUGACCAAAAAGAUGAUGAAACAGAGGAGGAAGAACCGCCGAUUCCUCCAAAACGUGUAGCUCCAGACAGCAUGUUCAUCUUCAAGGCCUCCAAUCCGAUCAGGAGGAUAUGUCACUAUGUGGUGACUCUGCGAUACUUUGAGAUGACCAUCCUACUCGUGAUUGUGGCCAGCAGCAUCGCACUGGCUGCUGAGGAUCCUGUGUGCACAAAUUCAGACAGAAACAAGGUUCUACGAUAUUUUGAUUACGUCUUCACUGGAGUUUUCACCUUUGAAAUGAUCAUCAAGAUGAUCGACCAGGGUCUCAUUCUACACGACGGCUCUUAUUUCCGAGACAUGUGGAACAUCCUGGACUUCAUCGUGGUGGUGGGAGCUCUCAUUGCCUUUGCUCUAACGAAUGUGAUGGGAAACAACAAAGGCAGAGACAUCAAAACAAUAAAAUCACUCAGAGUUUUGAGAGUCCUGCGGCCUCUGAAAACCAUCAAGAGGCUUCCUAAACUCAAGGCCGUCUUUGACUGUGUGGUCACAUCUCUGAAGAAUGUCUUCAACAUCCUCAUCGUGUACCAGCUCUUUAUGUUCAUUUUUGCUGUCAUCGCUGUGCAGCUCUUCAAGGGAAGGUUCUUCUACUGCACUGACAGCUCCAUGAACACGGAGAAGGAGUGCCAGGGCUACUAUAUCGACUACAGCAGAGACAAGAAGGAGGUGAAGAGACGAGAGUGGAAGAGACAUGAGUUUCACUAUGACAACGUCUGCUGGGCGCUACUCACACUCUUCACCGUCUCAACCGGAGAAGGAUGGCCUCAAGUCCUGCAGCACUCCACAGAUGUUACAGAGGAGAACAUGGGGCCGAGCCGAGGGAACCGGAUGGAGAUGUCUGUUUUCUACGUGGUGUACUUUGUGGUCUUCCCCUUCUUCUUUGUCAACAUCUUUGUUGCCUUAAUCAUCAUCACCUUCCAGGAGCAGGGUGAUAAGAUGAUUCAGGAGUGCAGCCUUGAGAAGAAUGAGAGGGCUUGCAUUGAUUUUGCCAUCAGUGCCAAACCAAUGACCCGCUACAUGCCUCAGAACAGACAGACCUUUCAGUACAGACUGUGGCACUUUGUGGCUUCGCCUUCCUUUGAGUACACGGUGCUCGUGAUGAUUGCUCUCAACACUGUGGUCCUCAUGAUGAAGUACCACUCAGCCCCGACAGCCUACGACACAGUGUUAAAGCACCUCAACACAGCCUUCACUGUCCUCUUCUCCUUGGAGUGUAUCCUAAAGAUCAUGGCGUUUGGUUUUGUGAACUACUUCCGAGAUACUUGGAAUAUUUUCGAUUUCAUCACCGUUCUUGGCAGCAUCACUGAGAUAAUUGUGGAUUUACAGUCGGUUAACACCAUCAACAUGAGUUUCCUGAAGCUUUUCCGAGCAGCCAGGUUGAUCAAGCUGCUAAGACAGGGGUACACCAUCCGAAUUCUCCUGUGGACGUUUGUACAAUCUUUUAAGGCUCUACCUUACGUCUGUCUGCUCAUUGCAAUGCUUUUCUUCAUAUACGCCAUCAUUGGAAUGCAGGUGUUUGGGAACAUCAAGCUCAAUGAUGAGAGCCACAUCAAUCAACACAACAACUUUAAGACUUUUUUUAGUGCACUGAUGCUGCUUUUCAGGAGUGCGACAGGGGAGUCCUGGCAGGAGAUCAUGCUUUCAUGUCUGUCGGGCCAAGAGUGUGAACCGGACCCCUCCAUCGCCCCCCUCACCAUGUCUCCAGACCACGAGGGCGGAUGUGGGACCGACUUUGCUUACUGCUACUUUGUCUCCUUCAUCUUCUUCAGUAGUUUCCUGAUGCUGAACCUGUUCGUGGCUGUGAUCAUGGAUAACUUUGAAUACCUGACCAGAGACUCCUCAAUCUUGGGUCCACACCACCUGGAUGAGUUUGUUCGCAUCUGGGGGGAGUAUGAUCGCCUGGCAUGUGGUCGCAUUCACUACACAGCCAUGUAUGAGAUGUUGACUCACAUGUCUCCACCCCUGGGCCUUGGGAAAAAAUGUCCAGCUAAGAUUGCCUAUAAGAGGUUGGUGUUGAUGAACAUGCCUGUGGAUGAGGAUAUGACCGUCCACUUCACCUCCACCCUGAUGUCGCUCAUCCGAACAGCUUUGGAAAUCAAAAUAGCACGAGGUGGGGAGGACCGUAUCGCCCUGGAUACUGAACUUCAAAAAGAGAUCAGUAUCAUUUGGCCUUACCUGCCACAGAAGACUUUAGAUCUACUGGUACCUAUCAACAAAGAUACGGACAUGACAGUGGGGAAGAUCUAUGCCUCCAUGAUGAUCAUGGACUACUUCAAACAGAACAAAGCCAAGAAGCUCAGGCAACAACUUGAAGCCCAGAAGAGUAACUUAAUGUUCAAGCGUCUAGAUGCCUCCACCCUCCCUGAGGACAUCCUGUCCAACACCCAGACUCUGCCAAUGAUGGCCCACAGUGCCGGCUCAGCCCUGACCAGAGGAGGUUUUGUGGCUUUGAGCCCCAUCUCACCACAGGAACUAUUUAUGCAGCCCAUGAGCUCAGACGUGGACGUCAGUCAACAGCAGAAUCUGAGCUCGGCAUUGCUGCUGUCUGUGCUCCCGUCUUUUAUUCCUGUGGAGGUGGGCGAGUGCAGUUUGGGGAUUGAAUCCCAACUGGAGGUUCCACUAGGGAGGGGUCUGUGUGUGCGGGCCUCUUCCAUGCCCCGCCUGGCUGUAGAUUUGCAGCAGACAGAGUCAGCAGGUGGCUCCAUGAAGCGUUCGGUGUCCACCGUGGGCGAUCAGCGGGUCAACGGUCUUUGGCAGGAGGAGAAGAGUCCUGAACGAGUUUAUCGACCUCGUCAUAAAAGCUACAAAGCUGCUGUUUCUCGUUCUGAGAAGAACUGGCAGAAGAGUGACAGAGAGCGCGGCAGGUCAAAGGAACGCUGCCACCUCCUCUCUCCUGGCGCUUCUCGCUGUAACUCAGAGGAAAGGAGCUUGCAGCCCUCACGAUCCUCUAGUGCAGAAAGAGCACAGCCCCAAGAUAAACAGGGCAACAGCUCAGACAGCCCGGUACCCUCCACCUCAGAAUCCAGCACCCCCAGUGGCCGACGACCAUUAUCCCAGACCCCAACCCAUUCUCGCCCUCACAUCACCUACUCCCCACUCGCAUGUCACACACACCCCUCUGUCGGUGAGGAUGGGGAUGAACAAGGCAGCCCAGAGACCAUGAGGCGGGGCAAGCUUACCUGGGAGACUGAAGAGGGGGUUUCUAACGAGAUCCGUAGUGAAGACCGCCACCCUUCCCCACCUCGACGCUACCCCUCCGAGCCAUUCUUGGCCUCUCAGGAUGACGACCACAGCCCAGACCCUUCUGGCCCCAUGGAGACGCUGACCUUCGAGGCCGCCGUGGCCUGCAGCCUGGGACGAUCAAAUACCGUCAGCUCUGCCCACCCUCGCUUGCGGACUGGCUGGCAGGUCCCAAAUGGACAUUUCCGGAAGCGUCUGGCGCAGACAACAUCUACGGCUGGCUGUGAUCCUCUCAGUGACACAGAGGAGGACGACAGGUGCUAGGGACAGGAAGGUCAGCAUGACAAUUAAUCCCAGAGAGGAGGUAGAGGACUCUUUCCAACCGAGUCAAGGUUAAUGUGACUCUUUCCACAUCCGUGCUUCGAGGCCAUGAGCCCUCUGAAUGUUUGGUCAAAUUUGGACUCAAAACAAAGGAUCAAAAAGAACAAUACUUCCUGAAACUGUAGUUGCCAAUUCACACUGAACACUGACAUUAAAGAAGGUCUAGUUCCUGACUUGUACUUGAUAAUAGAGAGUAAUAAUAUGUCUCAAAUAAUCAAGAGAUGCAGAAAAUAAGAGAAUGGAUCAAAGUGUCAUUUGUGUCAAUAGGUAUUUUCAUUUCUGAACAUGUUUCUAAAUGAUUCAGUGUUGCUCUAAACAGUAUUGCUGUGGGGUGUGUGAAUAUGUAACUACAUUUUCUUAUAAAUUUAUUGUUUUGUAAAUAAUUGUGAUCAUCAAACCAUUGCCACUGAUAAAACAGGAUCAAUACAACAAGCCAUGCUGAUGAGGCGAUCUGAUAUUUUACCAGACAAUGUGGAUACUAAUAAGUAACACUCAAUAAUGCUGGAUUUUUUUACAGUAUGAAUGAAUGUGCAGGGGAAUAAACUGCCUGAUUUUCCCCAUAUUUUUUCUUUUGGUAUUGAGCAUAAUAAGUUGUGAGAUAUGAAUACAGUUAUAGAAUAACAUAGAAAAGAUGCUUAUUUGUUAUUUCACCCUACAUUCUUGUUAAAUCAUCCCUCCAACAUACCUUUAAUAUUUUAAAUUCUUCUUCAAUACAGCCUGUUUAUUUAAUUUCUCAGUAUGCACCCUUUAAAAUAGAAUUUUUAAACAAGCAUACUAAACAUUUGAUUUUGAGAAAUAGUAGGCGUGUCAUUUUUACCAUCAACUGAAAAGAAAAUGAUCUCAUCUAUUUUCACCUUUUUCUUCCUUGUGAAUAAAAUUCAACACUGCAGACAAUGACUGUAGAAACACUGCAGACAAUCCAUGACACAUUUUGCUUCACAAAUUAACAUAACUCUAUUACUUACUAAUAAUGUACAGAGAAUUUAUGCUGUUUGUAACAUUAAGAAGAAAAAAUAUCAACAGUAUCAGCUGAUGAGCUUUAAAGGUAAAGGAAUCUUUGGAAAUGUUCAUUUUAAGUUAUGUGUUUUUGUUUUAUUUGCCUGAACAAGGCUGAUUCUGUGAAACUCACUUAACCAAAAAAGAAAAAACAUGCAGAUUUGUAUCACAAGUUCCUGGAAUGCAAAUACUUUGUGGGUUUUUAUGUGUACAAUAGCUGUAUAUAAAAAUAAAG
This is a messenger RNA of Cheilinus undulatus (humphead wrasse), 10317 nucleotides long. RefSeq names its product voltage-dependent R-type calcium channel subunit alpha-1E-like. The record is from RefSeq and is a predicted model, not a curated record. Gene Ontology annotation, cellular component: voltage-gated calcium channel complex; membrane; neuronal cell body. Bases 1803 to 9029 code for a protein of 2408 amino acids. Lineage: Eukaryota; Metazoa; Chordata; Actinopteri; Labriformes; Labridae. Gene Ontology annotation, molecular function: high voltage-gated calcium channel activity. Gene Ontology annotation, biological process: chemical synaptic transmission; calcium ion import across plasma membrane. The transcript has 50 exons.